AAGUGCUGGAGUUAACAUGGCUUCGAAAGGAGAGACCGAGAGUUUGAGCGAGGAGGUGAUUUGUCCGGUCUGUCUGGAUUUCUUCACCGAUCCGGUUAUUCUGGAGUGUGGACACAACUUCUGUCGGUCUUGUAUCACACAGUGUUGGGAAAGGGAGGAGAGAAACUCCUGCCCGGAAUGUAGAGAGGAGUUUGCUGACCGCACCCUCAGGGUGAAUCGGGCCUUAGCAAAUCUGACACAAAAAGUUCGGAAUCUAAGCCUGAAUCCGAAAGGGAAGGAAAGUAAACGUCACUGCGAGGAACAUGAGGAAGAAUUGAAGCUGUUUUGUGAAACGGACAAGACACUGAUCUGUGUGAUCUGCAGAGACGCGCAGGAACACAGAGAGCACCGCUUCAUGCCGAUUAAAGAAGCUGUUAAAAUCUACAAGGAUCAGCUAAAAUCUUCCCUAGACUCUCUCACAAAAAAGGAAUCAGACUUCCAGGAAAAGGAGCAGCAACAGAAAGAGAAGAUUUCCGGAGUUCGGGAACAGUCACACAGCCUUCAGUCCCACGUCACAUCCCAGUUUGCUGAACUGCGCCAGAUUAUCACUGAGAAAGAGCAGAGCUUACUCAGGGAUCUCAGGGAAGAAGAGAAGAGGAUUCUCAACCCAAUGGAGAAAAAUCUUCUAGCACUUCAACAGAAUAUAAGGAGUAUUCAGGAGGAAAUCACUAAGUUAAAGGAACAGAUGGAUCAGAAAGAUGGUGUGAUAUUUCUCAAGGAGGAAGCUCGUCGGAACAGAAGGAUUAAUGACGAUGUCCAGGAAUUGUCAGUGACAGAUGAGACCCUACCGGUUGAAAAAUUCGAUCACCUCUAUUUGUUGAACACAGUGCUGAGAGAAACGCUUGGUGCUGUUAAUCGAGUUUCGAAGAAUGAGAGGAGAUCUCAUGGAAACACAAAAUUCUUUCAGGGGUCAACAGGCAGGAGUGAGCGAGGAUGUUUCCCCUGUUCAGCGGAAAACCCUUGUGGAGACAUCUGCUUUUGUCGAAUCAAAGUCUCUGUCACCCUGGAUGUGGAAACGGCGAAUCUGUGUCUCGAGGUGUCUGGGGAUCGGAAGAGUGUGAGACGGACCGGGACCUGGAGGAAUCUCCCUGACACCGGGAAGAGAUUCACAGUCUGGGCUUGUGUGCUGGGAUCGGAGGGAUUCACAUCGGGGAGACAUUACUGGGAGGUGGAGGUGACGGGGAAUCGGUUCUGGUGUCUGGGAGUCGCCGCAGAGUCUGUGAAGAGGAAGGGACGUGUCAGUCUGAGUCCGGAGACCGGAUUCUGGGUCAUCAGGCGGGUUGGUGACGUGUUAUAUCGGGAUUGUGACGUGUUACAUCGGGAUUGUGACGUGUCCGGUCGCCCCUCCUCCGAGUCCCGUCUCGCUGCCGGUCCCAUCCCCGGGAGGGUGGGAGUUUAUCUCAGUUACGAGUCCGGGACAGUUUCAUUUUACAACGCGGAGACCAAGUCCCAUCUCCACACCUUCACUGGGAAUAAAUUCACGGGGAAACUUUAUCCUUUCUUCCGGACUGGGAAUGUAAACCAGUGGCUGAGAAUCUGCUCCGGUUCCGCUCCGGGUCUGUAAACGGGUCGGGUCCCGGGACCGGCGUCAGGAGUAAAGUCCCUGCAAAUAUAAAUGUGCGCAGAGUGCAGCUAAAUACCUGGCUAAGGGGAUGGUGCAGGAGGGAGGGCUUCAUGCUUCUGGACAAUUGGGCUUUGUUCCCGGGAAGGUGGGGCCUGUUCCGACGGGACGGUUUGCCCCUAAACUGGGCGGGGGAGGGGGAAUAACAUUCUUGCGGGUAGAUUUGCCAGUGCUGCUCCGGGGAAUUUAAUCUAGAUUUGCAGAGGGAGGGGAACCAGAGUGUUAGAGCAGAUAGUGAGGUGCAGGAGGAUAAGGAACAUGAGAGGACUGCAUGUAUAAACGGAAAUGAAAAAAAAAGCGGAUGAUAUACAUAUUCUCAGGUACAUCUAUUUCAAUGCACGGAGUAUUGUCGGUAAAACAGAUGAGUUUAGGGCUUGUGUUGACACGUGGGAUAACGACAUUACUGCUAUUAGUGAGAAGGGCCAAUUUUGUGGAAAUGAAAAAGGAUCCAGGAAGAGUGGAUUGGGAUAAGUUUUUUUUCUGGCCAGGAUGUGUUCAGUAAGUUCACAGGCAUAAGAAAUUAAAUAGAGAUUGGGUUGGAAAUGUUAUAGCAACUUCAUUUAAUUCAAAAUCGAGAGGAGUUGCAAUUUCGGUUAAUAAAUCUUUACCAAUUAAAAUACAAAAUGUAAUAAUUGAUUCUGUGGAGAGAUAUGUGAUUAUACAUUGUCAAAUUUUUUCAGAAUUAUGGACUUUUAUGAACAUUUAUGCACCAAAUGAAAAUGAUGCAAAAUUCAUACAAGAAGAUUUUUUGAACUUGGCUGACGCAAAUUAUAAAAUAUUAAUAAGCAGAGAUUUUAAUUUUUGUUUAGAUCCAGUUUUGGAUAGGUCAACUAAAGUUGUUACAAAAUUAAAAGUAAUAAAACUAACUUUAUCAUUAAUGGAAGAUUUAAACCUGAUUGAUAUAUGGAGAAAAAUUAAUCCAAGAGAAAGAGAUUAUUCAUUUUAUUCAAAUAGACAUAAAACUUAGAUGGAGAUUUAAAACAAUUUUAUUAAAACGUCAAGAUUUUUGUGAUUUUAUGAAAAAACAGAUUCAAUUUUUUUUGGAUACAAAUUUACAUUCAAUUGAGGAUAAAAUUGUAUUAUAGGAAGCGAUGAAAGCAUAUUUUAAGGGGUCAGAUUGUAAGUUAUACAUCUAAAAUUAAGAAGGAAAAUUGGGAAAAGAUAUCAUAAAGUUAGAAAAAGAAUCUCAAUGAUAUAUGACAGAAGAAAAAUAAAGACAACUUGUUAAUAAAAAACUACAAUAUAAUGCACUCCAGACAUAUCGUACAGAAAAAGUAAUUAUGAGAACUAAACAGAAAUAUUAUGAAUUAGUUGAAAGAUCACAUAAAAUUCUUGCUUGGCAGUUGAAAACAGAACAGGCUUUUAAAACAAUAAAUGCAAUUAGAACAAGUGUAAAUAAGGUUGCUGAUAAACCUUUAGAAAUUAAUGAAACUUUAUUUUUUUUAUACUGAACUAUAUCAAUCAGAAUCACAAAAUAAGAUUACUGAGAUAGAUAA
Molecule: messenger RNA, 3156 nt
Organism: Hypanus sabinus (Atlantic stingray)
Lineage: Eukaryota; Metazoa; Chordata; Chondrichthyes; Myliobatiformes; Dasyatidae
Product: nuclear factor 7, ovary-like
Exons: 7
Coding region: 17-1603 (528 amino acids)
Biological process (GO): protein ubiquitination
Molecular function (GO): protein binding; ubiquitin-protein transferase activity; zinc ion binding
Source: RefSeq, a predicted model, not a curated record